Messenger RNA from Cuscuta epithymum, 2231 nucleotides. The record is from the annotation of a GenBank genome assembly. Lineage: Eukaryota; Viridiplantae; Streptophyta; Magnoliopsida; Solanales; Convolvulaceae.
CCUGUGUCUAUGAGUUUGCAUGUAAUAGCGGAGUAAACAAGUAGAGAAUUAUCCUGAAUGGGGCCCUGCUUAUCCCGGAGUGAGACGGCGAAUCGUCGGCGGCCGAAACCGAACCCGUUCCGUUCGACAUCGGUCGCGGGAGGAAGAAAUCCGUCGACUAGGAGGCAGGACGUCGUGUUUCAGGACCACGAGCUCGCCGCCGCUGCGGUGGCAAUCCUGUGCCAGCGGAAGUUGCAGAGCGGAGACGGCAUCGGAGAUGGCGCGACCAGCUCUGAUUGUGCUGCAUUGGCUUCCACUCUUCAGCUAUUGAGAUCGAGGACUAGGAGGAAUCAUCAGCCAUUCCUGCCGUCUCCUCGGAGUUUGAGCUCCACGGUUCGAUCCCCUGAUCUAUUGACUCCGUCUCAACAACUCAGUAGUGAGCUGGAUGUUUGUGUUGAUGGUUUGGAGGCGAGCCAUUUUGUUCUCGUUCACGGUGGUGGUUUUGGGGCUUGGUGCUGGUAUAAAACGAUUUCACUUUUGGAAGUUGCUGGAUUUAGAGUUACCGCACUAGAUUUAAGUGGGGCUGGAGUUCAUUCCUUUGACACAAAUAGUGUUACAAGUCUCUCUCAGUAUGUCAAGCCACUUACAGAUUUUCUCAAUCAACUAGCUGAUGGAGAAAAGGUGAUCUUGGUAGGGCAUGAUUCCGGUGGUGCUUGUAUAUCAUAUGCAAUGGAGCUUUUCUCUUCAAAAGUCUCCCGAGCUGUUUUCAUUGCUGCUGCUAUGUUAACCAAUGGACAGAGUAUACUUGAUAUGUUCUCCCAAAAUCAGGCAAAGGAAAAUGAUCUGAUGAUGCAAGCUCAAAGAUUCAUUUAUGGUGAUGACAAGAAUGAUAAACCCACUGCCAUUGACCUGGACAAAUCAUUCUUGAGGGACUUGUUAUUUAACCAGAGUCCUGCUAAGGAUGUUUCUUUAGCAUCAGUGUCGAUGCGGCCAAUUCCCUUCUCCCCAAUUCUGGAGAAGCUUACAUUAUCAGAUGCUAAGUAUGGCUCUAUUAGAAGAUUUUACAUUGAAACUCCAGAGGAUAAUGCUAUCCCCAUUGCUCUACAGCAGACCAUGAUUGACCAAAGCCCUCCAGAAAAAGUUUAUCAUCUUAAAGGCGCAGAUCACUCGCCAUUUUUCUCCAAGCCUCAAUCCCUUCACAAAAUAUUGGUAGAAGUCUCAAGAAUCCCUUCAAAAACAUAAUGAGAGUUCAAUGUGAGUGUUAAGGUUCUCUUAGAAGUGUUAGAACCCUAAUGAACGCCUUCAGAUUUCUGUAAUAUUGUUUUCGGUUGGAAAAGAGGAUGAAAAGAGUAUAGAGAGAAGUGAGGUGGAAAGGAAAAACACAAAUUUUGUAUACACUGGAAAUUUUGUGUAUUUUCAUUUUGAGUCUAGCCUUCACCAGAUGAAAGAAUUUGUGUGAAUUUUCAAGUCAAAUUUCAUUUUGACCAUUUUUUUCGUGAAGUAUUGUUUCAAAGUGGGGAUGGACCAGGUCCGAGCACUCUGACCCGGGACCGGUAAUGUUUGGACCGGUUCGAGACCGGUUUUACGUACCGGUACAAGCCCGGUACGUACCCGAACCAGCGUACAAACGGGACGGGCUCGGGCUUGAUUUUUUGAGAACGGAUUAGCCGAUCCUGGGCCUGGUUCCAGUCUCAAUGGAUAUAUUGUUAUUUUUUAUUUUAAUUAGAGGGUGGGUACCGACCUGGGACUAGUAUUGUUAGGGCCCGGACCGGAACCAGUACCGGACCAGUAGCAGGCUUCAAUUAUUUAGAACUGGCACCGGCCGGGCCUAGGACCGGGAUUGACCUGGAUCGGCCCGACUCCAUGCCUAUUUCAAAGUAGUCUUGAUCAAUUUGUUUUAAUUUGUAUUUCGAUUAAUAAUCUCUUACUAUUUUGAUGAAUGUGCAUUUUUCUCUUACAUAUUUACAAUUUUGAUGAAUGCGUAUUUAGGAUGAGGAAUUGAGGAUAUUUUGAUUUGGACUUAUUUCAGUCUCAGAUUAAAUUAGACCUAACUAGACCAGUUCAGGUCAAAUUAGAUUAGGAUUCGAUAGUUAUAAAAUACACAAAGAUCAGACAUUUAUCAGUAAUCAGAUCACAAAAUUUCAAUCCAAAAAACAUUUUUAUUGCUAAUUGGCAAACAUUCAAACAUGUACGUGGAAGAUCCUGCAAGUAGUACUGAGAUAUUUAUUUCGAGGACAACUUUUCAUGUCCAG